This is a messenger RNA of Jaculus jaculus (lesser Egyptian jerboa), 4616 nucleotides long. RefSeq names its product transmembrane protein 167A (gene Tmem167a). The transcript has 4 exons. The record is from RefSeq and is a predicted model, not a curated record. Gene Ontology annotation, biological process: intracellular transport; protein secretion. NCBI's taxonomy places the organism in Eukaryota, Metazoa, Chordata, Mammalia, Rodentia, Dipodidae. Bases 34 to 360 code for a protein of 108 amino acids.
GCCUGCGCUGGAGGGGCAGAAUAGCCGGAGAAAAUGCCCCGCUGCGGAAGGCAAGCCAGCGUGGCCAGCUUAGAGUUGGCCACAGUGACUUGUCAGGUAUUCUGCCUGUGUACGUGCCGACAGCCCCUAGAAGGGGGCCUAAAGUCUGCCAUUUUCAAUUUCCAGAGUCUGCUGACCGUCAUCUUGCUGCUUAUAUGUACCUGUGCUUACAUCCGGUCCUUGGCACCCAGCAUCUUGGACAGAAAUAAGACUGGAUUGUUGGGGAUAUUUUGGAAAUGUGCCAGAAUUGGUGAACGAAAAAGUCCAUAUGUCGCAGUGUGCUGUGUAGUGAUGGCCUUCAGCAUCCUUUUCAUGCAGUAGCCUGGAAAAAGUAACACUUGAAUUUCCAUCAUAUUUCACUAUAAACAAGGACUUGCCUUCAGAAAUACUGGGAAGAAUGGUUAACCCUUUUAUCUCUGCACAUGGGAUGAGAUAACUUUCCAGAUGCUGUUCUCUAUUUUCAUGUUAUUGGACCAAUGAUCUGUAUAAAUAGUUAAGAUGCAACCAUUUAAUACAGAGUUUGAGAGCCUGUAACAAUUACUUUCAGUGCUGUUACUCAGUACAACAUUCUGCAAAUGUGCUUCUGUUUUGAAGUAAGGCAGCUUACAGGCACAUUGUAGCAACAGAAUUGGGAAGUGACUCCAUUCUUCCACUGGGACUUGGAAAUGACACAUCUCUACAGAAUGGCUUGGAGAAAAAUUUUCCUGUUGUGGAUUGCAUUUGUAUUACUAAUUUUGCUUUUCACCUGACCAUACUUUUAUCCUUAACCAGAAUACCUCUACUCUUAGGAAAUUCUGCAGUUUAUUUCAGGUUUUUAAAAUAUUUAAAACAAACCAGGCAUUGUGGCAUAUGCCUUUAAUCCCAGUACUUAGGAGGCCAAGGUCAUAGGAUCAGCAUGAAUUUAAGGCCAGCUUAGAUCUACAGAAUGAGUUCCAGGUCAUCCUGGGCUAGAGUGAGACCCUAUCUCAAAAAACCCAAAAAAGGUUUAAAAUAAGCCUAUGUAGUUCUUAAGCACUAAUAUAAAUGGGAUAAUUUACAAGUAGAGGUGAGAAAAUGUUCAAAUUUAACAUAAGUGUGAGGCUUCCGGUCAGGUGUGAGCACAUGAUUCAUGUGUGACCAGCUACCUGUCAUUCUUUGAAAAAGACAAUGUUGUUAAAAAGAAAAAGCAAAAUUGAACAAUUGUAGAAUGAUGAUUCUAAAUAUUUUUUCCUUACAAUGCCAUGUCUUCUAAAUAGAACAUUUUUUGUAACUGCGCCAAUGAAGUGUAUUUUUUUAAUACAGCACUUUAAGUCUAGUUUAUGUUCUGUCAACCUGAACUGGAAUCUCUUGUAUAACUUUGUAGGUAACAGACAGAUCUCUCACGUACUUAAUCUGUGCACUAUGGUCCAAGUAUCUGAGCUUUGAUAUUGAUGGAAGAGUUUUAGAAAUUUUUAAUGUAGGCAAGAAAAAUAUUAGAACUGUAACUUGCAAGGCAGUUACAUCUCCUAAGGUUCAAUGAAAUAUCUGUUGCUAUUAGAACUUAAAUCUCAGUUAAAAUAUACUUAUGUCGGGCGUGGUGUUACACGCCUUUAAUCCCAGCACUCGGGAAGCAAUGGUAGGAGGAUUGCCAUGAGUUCAAGGCCACCCUGAGACUCCAUAGUGAAUUCAAGGUCAGCCUGGGCUAGAGUGAGACCCUACAUCGAAAAACCAAAAAAAAAAAAAAAAUACAGUCAUUCAUAUUUACUAAAUACUCUUUGUGGAUUUUAAAUUCCCUAUAAAAGUACACAGGAACAACAUGUUAAUAAAAGUGGGGCUGAGGAGCUAGAUGGCUCUGUGGUUGAGAGUGCAUCACCUAUGCAUGAGGGCCUGGGACAACCUGAACUCGUCUCCCCAGAGCCCACGUAAGCUGCAUGUGGCCGUGCACAUCGUAACCCUAAUAUGCAGUGUGGUAGAAACUGGGCUCACUGACCAAAAACCACAGCUUCAGGUUUAGGGAAAGCGCACGUCUCAGAAAAGUCAUGGAUAAGCAACAGAGAAUGACACCCAAAGUUCUCCUGUGGCCUCUGCAUGCACACAUACCCUUAUAUACAUGUAUACACUCACAGAAUAGAAUGUGAGGCAGAGCCUCACUGUGUACCCCAAACUGCCACCACAAACAGCCAAGUCGCCAGUUUUUGAAGACUGUUUUAAGAUAUUUGUAAUGACUUUCAGUGAAGUCUCUAGGAAAACUUACUUUGUUUUGUUUCCAAAGAACUGCAGGAUUUGGACGUAUUCCUUUUAAUAUUCAACAUGUAUUUUCCUUUGCAUGGGAUGCUGUGGUAAUUAUUUUUAUUAUAAACUGCAGCCUGGGCUUUACAUUGGGUCAAGGGUUUUUCAGAAAUAUGGUUUGUCAGCAUAUUUGUGCAGAGUAAGUCACCUUUCUGGGUCUGAUUCCUGGUGCCAUCUGUUCUCCAUCUCUGCUACUAGCCAGAUUUUUCUGAAAGCUUUGUCAACUUUUUUUUAAUGCUAACACAAAUCUAUUAUGAAAGGGAGAGAAUAAAGAAUUCAUUUGAAGGCAUUCUCUUUAAUUUGUUCCUCCAAACGAUGUAAGUGAAAACUAGAAGAAAUAGUUAACUUGGAAAACCUGUAGUAACACAAAACUUCAUUGUGUUUACGUGAUGUUCAGUGGGAGGAGGCAGUGUAUUUCUAGUGCCAGCCGUGCUGACCUUUUCAAAUGCAAGCUCUUUGGGAUGUGGAGAAAGAAACCAAGACAGUCCUAUGAGGAGAGCAAUUGGCAUUUUCUUUAAUGUACCGGCCCCCCCUCACCCCGAGUCAACAUUGAAUCCUGUUCUCAAAACUAGAAGGCAGUGUAGUUGGUGUUGAGCCCCAGAAUGCUCAGGCCUUUGUCUUUGGUGGGCAGCCACACUGGGUGUGAAGAGCAGGGUAAAUCAACUGACUCUGCCAGUGGUCUGCUUCUGCCCUGAGCCUUGCGCAGGCUGCUCACAAAUCAAGUGACCCCUGCCUGCCUUUCUCACUCUAGAAUGUCACCUCCAUGUCUCUGAAUUUGCUUAGAUCCUGCAGACUUUAAAUGUGGCAGUGGCAAUGACGUGUUUUCUUUCCAGGCAACCUUUCAAUGAUGGUCUUCAGAAGGCCACAUAAUCUGGAAUUCAUCCAUGUCCAGUGUGUUUGUUAUUAAUACCUAUUCUGUCAUGGCAGACACUAACCUGAAGGCUCUUCUAUUCUCAAAUUUGAGAUGCUUCCUGCUGGAAAUGUUAGUGAGCUGCAUUUUAUAAUAGAUUCCUUCAUCUCUGAUAGGAUGAUUAGUGUAGCUUCAACGUAGAAUGAAUGGCACAGAGGUUCAAACAGAUUAACUUUUCAAAGUUUACAAAGUUAAAAAGGAAUAGAUCCCUGGCUUCCUUUAUGAAAGAUGAUAAAUUUUGUAAAGUUUAUUUCCAUCAGGAAGCAUUUAUAUACUUUAUAUUGACUGUAUGGUUCUGUAGAAAAUAGGUAGUUUUUUCCCUGUAACAACUUAGCGCAUAUGAAAGAUGAAGGUAAUGUAUACAGAAUAUGUGAUAAGUUAUUGAGAUAAUCCCGGGUUUGGGGGGGGGGGGAUCAAGAGUGAUGGCAUGACCUUCCGAAAGAGCCGUGAGUACGCUGAAUUUGACAGCCUGCACAGUGGUGUGUGUUAGCAACUGUGCACUGAGCUGGCUGUGCCUCUUAGAACUUGUAAAGUAUUAAGACAUAAACCAUAAGGACCUAGAGAGUUAUGUUUUUCUUUGUUCCUAUUACCUACCUCAAAAUCCAACUCAGGCGCGUUUCCACUCCUGCCUCACACAAGUCCAUCGGAAGGGAAGUAAAACCCCUCUUGGUGAACGUGCUGUGCGGGCAAGGCUGCCUGCUUCCAUGAUCGCCUGAAUUUAGCGCUGGGAAUAUAACAGUUGCUCUCCUGAGACCACCUGUGUGGUAUGUAGAGACCGUUAGCAUCAAGCCGGUGUUUGCCAGAUCUCCAGCAGCUCCUGUUCCAUCCACGCUCAGAGCAGCUCGGACUACACGCACGCAGUCGCGCAAGAAAGGGGUGUUUGCAACGCCACGUGUCUGGGAGGCACAGAAAAUCCAAGAAAAAAAGGACAUUUCCUAAAAGCCUUUCAGAAGUUACUGGAUCCUAGCAAGCUGAAGAAGGAAUGGAAAGUUCUAAUGGACUGCUCAUUGGUAUCCAUCCAGUAACAAGAAAGCCCCCCAACUCCCCAAAAAUGUUGCUGAUUAUUUAAGGUGAACGCUGUACAGCCAUGUUGUCUUAACCUGAACAUCACUACUGGUUUCAGAGAAUUAGCUCCCAGGGGUUGAUUUUUACUUUGCCCCAGACUAAUUCCAGUACCUUCUGGAAGAAACAAAUAUAUUUCCUUAAGAGAGUGUAGGUAACCAUUCUGAUCUGAUUAGUUCAUGUCUGGUAUGUAAUUAAACGAAAAAAAAAAAAAACCCUCCAAGUUUUGUCGUGCCAGGUAUUUGAAAAGCAGUGGUAAGAGGUUGAAAGAUGAAUUGUUACUAGACCCAAUUUACUGUGUACUGCACUUUUGUGUAUGACUGGCCAAGAUUAUAGUGUUCGUGUUCUGCAUCUUAAA